CCUGGCAACGGUGCGGUCACGUGCGCGGGGCUCGGCGGCUGCGCGCGCCAGAGCUGGAGCCAAGAUGGAGCUUUCGGCGGUGGGCGAGCGGGUGUUCGCGGCGGAGUCGAUCAUCAAGCGGCGGGUUCGCAAGGGCCGCAUCGAGUAUCUGGUGAAAUGGAAAGGAUGGGCUAUCAAGUACAGUACUUGGGAGCCAGAGGAGAAUAUUUUGGAUGCCCGUUUAAUCGCGGCGUUCGAGCAAAGAGAGAGGGAACGGGAGUUAUACGGACCGAAGAAACGAGGCCCCAAGCCCAAAACAUUCCUGUUGAAAGCCCGUGCCCAGGCUGAAGCCUUGAGGAUCGAAGACAUGCACUUCUCCAUGAAGCCGGGUCCCGGCAGCUCGGCCAAGCUGCCCGGCAGCCUGGCAGCCUACAAGCUAAAGAAGACCAUGCGCCGCUGCUACCGAACAUCGAAGCGGGCCCUGUCGCGGGUGGAGCCCCAGCCGGGCCUGAGCGGGCAGGCCCGGGGGCCGCUGCCGCUGCCCGAGAGCGUGCGCAUCAUCAACCGCAAGGCCGAGCCCCGGAAACGCCGGCGCAGCCGCAUCAUCCUCAACCUCAAGGUGAUCGACAAGGGGGCCAAGCCCCUGGGCAAGGCCAAGAUCCCAUCCCGCAACAGGGUGAUCGGCAAGAGCAAGAAGUUUAGUGAGAGCAUCCUGCGCACCCAGAUCCGUCACCUCAAGUUCAACGACUUCUCCGUCUACGACAAGUCCUUCCGCCCGCUGCCCGGGGGCGAGGGCCGGAGGUCGGAGGGUGACCCCGGCACCUCGCGCUCCCAGCCCGCCCCCUCCGCCCUGCGUUAUCCCGGCGACCCGGCCCCCCAGCCCGCCAGCGAGUGGCCGGGGCCCGGCGGGGGGAGGGGGGGCGGAGGGGGGGCCAAGGUUCCCGGGGAGUCCCCCAGCCCGGCCACUCCCGACUGGAGGGAGGCCGAGGUCCUUGAUCUCUCGCUGCCCCCCGAGUCUGCCGCCGCAGCCCGCCGGCCCCUCCCCGCGGCCCCCACCUCCUCCUCGUCCUCCUCCUCCUCCUCCUCCUCCUCCACCUCCUCCUCCGCAGCGGCCCCCGCUCCAACACGGGGGCAGGGAGGGGGCCCAGACGACCAGGCAGAGGCUGAGGCCGAGGUGCCGGGCUGGAGGCCCGAGAUGUCUCCCUGCUCUAACGUGGUGGUGACCGAUGUCACCACCAACCUCCUCACUGUCACCAUCAAAGAGUUCUGCAACGCAGACAACUUCGUCAAGGUCCCCGCUCUCAAUCCCUGAACCCCCCCCUCGUCUCCCCAAACCCCCCCCCCCCCCAUCCCCAGCAACUCUCCACUGCCCCCACCAGGCCAGCUUUCACCCUACACCCAGUGUGUGUUCACCUGGGUGGUAAUUCUCUGCCCCGGAAAACAUCAUUCACCAAAUUUCAUUCCUUCUUUCCGAUUAUUUCAUUCUCUCUCUCGCUCUGUCAUUUUGCCUCGCUGUAUGUCCAUCCUCUCUCUCACCUCUCUCCUACUCGCUUUUUUUUUUGCAUGUCUCUCUGUCCCUCUCUGUAUAGGCAUCGUCUAUCUGUCCCCUCUCUGCCUGCCCCCUCUCUCUAUCCCCUUCUCUCUCUAUCCCCCUCUUUCUCUCUCUAUAUCCCCCUCCUUCUCUCCCCCUCAUUCUCUGUCUGUGCCCCCUCUGUCUCCCUUCUCUGCCCGCUCUCUCCGCCUUUUUGUCCCAUUCUAUCCCACAUUCUUCUUCCUUUCUCUCCCAACUCCACCUUUCGACCCAUUUUCUCUCCCUCUCUAUUUUCCUCUCUCCCUCUUUCCCCAUCCU
Amblyraja radiata (thorny skate) is the source of this 1828-nucleotide messenger RNA. Its product is annotated as chromobox protein homolog 6. Gene Ontology annotation, molecular function: chromatin binding. The transcript is spliced from 5 exons. Lineage: Eukaryota; Metazoa; Chordata; Chondrichthyes; Rajiformes; Rajidae. The record is from RefSeq and is a predicted model, not a curated record. Gene Ontology annotation, cellular component: chromatin; PRC1 complex. The coding region runs from base 65 to 1291 and encodes 408 amino acids. Gene Ontology annotation, biological process: negative regulation of transcription by RNA polymerase II.